Ilex paraguariensis (yerba mate) is the source of this 339-nucleotide messenger RNA. NCBI's taxonomy places the organism in Eukaryota, Viridiplantae, Streptophyta, Magnoliopsida, Aquifoliales, Aquifoliaceae. The record is from the annotation of a GenBank genome assembly.
AUGGAUUCGUCUGCAAAAAAAGGUCUCAACACACUUGGAGUGUUGAUGGCUCGUAUUGACUACGCCCCAGGUGGCCUAAAUCCACCCCACACCUACCCACGUGCUACCAAAAUGAUUUUGUGCUUGAAGGUGAAUUGGAUGCGGGCAGCCAAUGUAGUCAUCUCCAAACACAUCAUGAAGCGUGAGAACUUUGUGUUUUCAAUAGGUUUUGUUUACUUUCAUAAGAACAAUGGGAAGGUUCCUGCUGCUGUCGUUGUCGGGUUUAAUAGUCAAUUGCCUGGUAUUCAUGUCAUUGCUUCCACACUGUUUGGGGCUAUGCCGCUAGUGAAGGUUGUCUAA